This is a messenger RNA of Terrapene triunguis (Three-toed box turtle), 541 nucleotides long. RefSeq lists its product as uncharacterized. The record is from RefSeq and is a predicted model, not a curated record. NCBI's taxonomy places the organism in Eukaryota, Metazoa, Chordata, Testudines, Emydidae. The transcript has a single exon. The annotation marks the transcript as partial.
AUGGAGCCGCAGGAGCAGUCGGGGCGGGCGGACGCCGCCGAGCCCGGGGCGAGCCCGGACGGGGAGUUCCAGGCCGUGGUGCAGCGGACGCAGGUGCUGCUGCUGGCCGGGGAGACGUGGGAGCCGGAGCGCGCCCAGGCCGCGCUCAGCUCCUUCGCCCACGAGGUGCUGCCCGUGGCCCGCCGGCCGCCCAGCCCCGCGCCGCCCAGCGCGCCCCCGGCCGGGCAGCUCAUCUUCUUCCUGUGCCGCGCCUCGUCGCUGCGGGGCCGGGCCGAGCGGCUGCGGGAGGUGCUGCGGGGCGUGCGGGAGCAGAGCCGCGGCGCGCCCGCCGCCCUGGUGGGGGUGAUCGUGCAGCCCCGGCCCGAGGAGGAGGCGGAGGCCCGCCGCCGCCUGGAGGAGCUGCUGCUCGAGGUCUUCCAGCCGCCGGGGCCGGGCGCCGCGCCGCGGGUCGAGGUGCACACGGCCGUGUUCCGCCCCGGCCGGCCCGAGGGGGCCCUGGAGGUGAAGAAAGCCGCUUGCGAGGCCGUGAGGGAAGAGCCAG